GAAGCUGGCUCACGCUUGCUCCUUAAUAAAGAAAGUUCCGGUGGUGAAUCCUCAUCGUCAGAGAUCCCGUUCAGCGACAUCACACGAUCAAAUUUUUCUUUGAUUCAAAUUAAAAAUUUUUUUUAAAAAGAAUUAUGUCGGAGUGCUUUUCGUGGAUUAAAACUAAAUACGGCUUGAACGCGAAUUCCACGAUGUCGGAUGUGAAUUUGGCAUUCAGGGACUGGAAUAUGGGUGCGCUAGUUCUCAUCAGUGUCAUCAUUUUGCCUGGCAUUCUGGGAAACUCUCUGGUGAUGGCGAUUUUUUACAGGGAGUUCAAGAAGUCAGCGUAUAGAACGUUUGUCCUGUGGCUCGCAGUGUUAGAUCUCGCCGGGUGUCUUCUAGUAAUGCCGUACCUCUUGGUCAAUAUCGUGACCCCAGUAUCCAUGGACAACGAGGUCGUCUGUAAAGUGGGAAGAUUUUUAUCCUACGUCAUCAUGAUGACGUCACAUUUUAUUCUGGUCGUUAUUGCGGUGGACAGGUAUCGUAAAAUUUGUAAGCCACAUUCUUUUCAAAUUGCGCAAUCGAAGACAUCACGCUGUUGUUUGGGAAUGUUGAUUUUCUCAUUAAUUCUUUCCAUUCCCGCGGUUAUUCUGUAUGGGAACAGUAGUCUGGAUAUAGGGAUUCCGGGAUUAAAGGCCACUCGGUGUUUCACGGCGGAUAAAUACAAGGAUUCUCCCGGGCAUCUCAUUUACUACAUCGUCAUCAACGUUGUAGGGGCCAUGGUUACUCUGCUAAUUUCUGUGCUUUAUUUUCAAGUCAUUCGAAAGAUCAGAAAACAGUUUCAAGAAAACGAGAGGACGCUUCAUCCCAGCGUUCCAAAACUGCAACACAGCGGAAGUAAUUGGGAGAAAAAAAUAAACCGGAAGUUGGUCAAAACGACGGUGACGUUGUUGGCGGUAACCGUUGUAUUCGUGCUGACUGUAUUCCCUCAUACUCUGUUAGCCCUGGUUGAUUACUCGGUGGGGAGUUUCUUCUGUCGUUUGAGCUUCGCUGAAGGAGUAGCUUACAAUACGGCGAUGUAUUUCUUUUUGCUGAACAGCGUUUUGAACAGCGUAAUUUACGGGUUCACGGACAAAAGGUUCAAGAGGAGAUUUUUGUUGUUGUUCAAGAGACAACAGUUCAAUGUGAACAACCAGGAAACAACAGAUGGAACGUCCUCAAACAACGUAAUAUAGAAUAUGUAAAUUCUGGUCUAAUAUCUGGUGCCACAUUUUGUAAAUGAGAACUGGUUAAAAGGGAGGACCAAACCCAUUCAAAAGCGAUCAUUCUUCUUUGCGUGCGGGAGAUACAAGCAUGCAAUAAAUAAAAUUUCAGUACGAUGAUAAAAAUUAAGCCUUAUCAUUGCUCCAAUACUUGUAAGCCUGAAAACUAUUGAAAAUAAAAACUCAAAAGCUUUA
Magallana angulata is the source of this 1436-nucleotide messenger RNA. Its product is annotated as orexin receptor type 2-like. The transcript has a single exon. The coding region runs from base 135 to 1214 and encodes 359 amino acids. Gene Ontology annotation, biological process: neuropeptide signaling pathway. NCBI's taxonomy places the organism in Eukaryota, Metazoa, Mollusca, Bivalvia, Ostreida, Ostreidae. Gene Ontology annotation, molecular function: neuropeptide receptor activity. Gene Ontology annotation, cellular component: membrane. The record is from RefSeq and is a predicted model, not a curated record.